AUGCCUAGAACAUGGAACUGCAAAGACGCCAACUUAAAGCACUAUGGAGUAGAACCCAGAGGUCCUCUGAACUCAGAGUUUUUCUCUCUCUUGAGGGGGCACCCCGAGCCCCCCCCCGAUACUUCUCUCCAGCCGGUGGCUUCUCCAAGCCACCGCCGCCGCCACACCCCACCUCCGCCCUUGGGACCGGAUCGAAAAGAACCGGGAAGCGUCCCUCUUCCCUUCCCGGCCAAGCCCAGCCGUCGAAACCGCCGGAAUCCGCCGGAUUUUGCAGAAACCCGAUCGGUUUCUGGAGAAAAUUUCAGGAACUCGUUCUCCGUCAUCCGGCCACCAUUUCCAAUGAGUGAGGUAUGGUUUCUCACCUAUUUCUCGAGCUACUAUUCCGGCCAUUUCCGGCCACUUUUUGGGGUAGGUCCAAGAACAAAAGUGGCUCCAAAUGGGGUGUUGUACCUAGGAUAG
Prunus armeniaca (apricot) is the source of this 459-nucleotide messenger RNA. The record is from the annotation of a GenBank genome assembly. NCBI's taxonomy places the organism in Eukaryota, Viridiplantae, Streptophyta, Magnoliopsida, Rosales, Rosaceae.